Trichophyton rubrum CBS 118892 is the source of this 921-nucleotide messenger RNA. RefSeq lists its product as uncharacterized. The coding region runs from base 1 to 921 and encodes 306 amino acids. The transcript has a single exon. Gene Ontology annotation, biological process: regulation of transcription by RNA polymerase II. NCBI's taxonomy places the organism in Eukaryota, Fungi, Ascomycota, Eurotiomycetes, Onygenales, Arthrodermataceae. The record is from RefSeq and is a predicted model, not a curated record. Gene Ontology annotation, molecular function: RNA polymerase II cis-regulatory region sequence-specific DNA binding; DNA-binding transcription factor activity, RNA polymerase II-specific.
AUGGACGAUGACACGGGCAUUCUCUGCCCUUCAAUCUGUACGCAGAUGCAUCAUAGCAAUUCCCCUCCGUUUUCCACUCCGCAGGGUGGUGAGAUGUCUCAAAGUCAAUGCGCUCCAGGCUCUGCUGCCACCUCGCUACAUCAACACAGGCGUGUUAUCUCUCAUCCUUCAAUACUGCAACAGAUGCUUGAUCCAAGUCUUUUUGGAGACACUCUCCAGCAACAACGGCAACUUUCAUCCAUGACACACAGCCAUGGAAGUUGGGGCUCGGCUAUGGAACCAAAUACUUUUUGCAGCACGGACGCAAUGGCGUAUGAUAUUGUGGAGAAUAAGGGAAACAUACUAUCUUGGGAAGACGAAACUCCCGGGUCUACCGAGCUGGAACUUGACCUGUUCGCCGCGACUUAUCCUCUGUUUGAUGAAUUCCGCGAACUCGAAUGCCUCGGAUACCAGACCUCCAGGCAACCAAACACAUCCACAAGCUCGCAGAGAAGUUGCAGCCAGAUAUAUGAUAAUCAUUAUCCAAAUUCGGUAUCUACUUGUUCUCGACCGUCGUUUGAUAGCUCGACCUCUCGGCCGGAAAGCGCAAUUUACCCCCCUCUCUCGCCUGAGAACUCUGUUGGCUCUAACUCUCCGAUUGACUUCCAUCUGCUCUAUGGCGCUGACUCGCUUGUACGUUCUGUACCCGAGGCCGGGAACUUGGCAUCCGAAGAUGAGACAGACGAUGACAGUGUCUCAUCCGAAGAACCCUACGCAAGAUUGAUUUGGAGAGCACUCAUGUCUGCCCCUGGUCAUAAGAUGGUUUUGAAGGAGAUAUACGAGUGGUUUGAAAAGAACACUAGCAAAGCCAAAAACUCUGACUCUAAAGGAUGGCAGAAUAGUAUUCGACAUAAUCUGUCUAUGAAUGCGGUAAGAUACUGA